UGUGCAUCCGAUACUGUCAAAAUGGCGGAAAAAAAGCGGGGUAAAAAGCGUAAAGAGGAGUACAUGCUGCCCGGCCAAGAACUGGGCAACAAGCCUACGAAGGAGGAAUUCAAUAUAGCAAAAUGGAUGAGGAAAAAUGUUCCUAUCAAAAAAACCAAAUUUUUGAAUCACAAUGUGGAGUAUUUUACAGGAAAAAGGGCGGUGGACGCUCUCAUGGAAUCUAAUUACGCUAAAGGUGAAACCCCUUUGUUCAGAUCGCGUAAUGAAGUGGUAGAUUAUCUUCACGUUAUGCUUGAGCAUAAGUUUUAUCAUCGCGCUAUUAAAGUACCAGUAUCGGAACAGGAACUGCGUGGGAAAAAAAAGGAUAAAAAAAAGGAAUCUGAAUCCAGUGAUGAGAAGAAAAUUUCAAAAGAAAAGGAACAAAAUAAGGGUACUGAUGCGGAAAGCAGUGUUGUAGAAAGUAAAGAUGUUGGCUCCCAGUCCGAGAAAGAGAAGCGUAAAAAGAAAAUCCGUUUGGAAAUGCAUAAUGAUCAACAUUUCGUAGACAAUCUGGACGCUUACGUUUGGAUCUAUGACCCAAUCCCUUUUUAUUACUGGAUAAUCGGAACAUUGCUAGUGUUGGGUGCUAUCGGGGUAUGUUUGUUCCCGUUGUGGCCUCCAUCUGUUAGAUUGGGAGUUUACUACUUGAGUGUGGCGGCCGCUUGCUUCUUGGUCUCAAUGAUUGCGAUGGCCAUAAUUCGGUUGAUAAUAUUCUGUCUGAUUUGGGCGGUUACAUUGGGAAGGCAUCAUUUGUGGAUAUUGCCGAAUUUGACGGAGGAUGUGGGAUUUUUCGCAUCAUUUUGGCCGAUAUACACAUAUGAAUAUAGAGAUCCCGGGUCCCAAUCUGCUUUGGAUAAGAAGAAAAAGAAGAAGAAGAAGAAGGAUAAAGACUCUGAUGCCGAAGAGGAGGCUGAUGUUAAAGAACAAUUGACGGGAGGAGAUAAACUAUUAAAAGAACGAGAUGAAGAAGACAAAAGAAAUGUCGAGGUCGAUCCGGAUGGUCAACAGGAGAAUGCAGGAGGAUCCGAAAGUGAAAGUGAGUCGAAGUCGAGUACGGGUAAAGAUUUCGAGAUAGUCGACGGUAACGACCUGGAAGAAUCUUAACGUUUAAACAUAUACAUUUAAAUUAUGCUAAAUAUCGCACAUAACAAAAUUAAGGAGUAG
Molecule: messenger RNA, 1203 nt
Organism: Cylas formicarius (sweet potato weevil)
Lineage: Eukaryota; Metazoa; Arthropoda; Insecta; Coleoptera; Brentidae
Gene: Trp1
Product: translocation protein SEC62
Exons: 5
Coding region: 22-1143 (373 amino acids)
Biological process (GO): post-translational protein targeting to membrane, translocation
Cellular component (GO): endoplasmic reticulum membrane; endoplasmic reticulum
Source: RefSeq, a predicted model, not a curated record